AUGGUCUCAGGUGGUUACCAUUUCCGGUAUUCGGACGAAGUCCGGAACCUGGUCCUGGUUCAACUGGCUGCCGGCGUCAAACCAUCAGACAUCGCCGCCGCCCUGGGUGUCUCUCAACCAUUUAUCUCGCAGGUGAAAACCCGCAGCGCGAUUGACCCAGAGAUACUGGAGCGUAACCGGCGUCCAAGGGGCCGACCACCCAAGGUACCGGACUAUGCAUUUCAAGGCGUCAAGGGCUACCUCGCAGAGCACCCCGCCGCCGAGCGGAGAGCGAUCCAGCAAAAUCUCAAAGAACGCUUUAAUAUAGAUGUGCAUCUCACGACGAUUGGAAGACUCGUGCAGGCCUUGAAGUCCGGAAAGGACCGUCGGACAACUAACUCUUCGACCAUCACAACAGGACAGACAUCGUCCACCCGCACACCCAAUGAGAUCGACAGCACCAGCAACAGUACAGCAGCCUCAAGCACGAGCAGGAAAAGAAAAGCGAAUCACACAGAUUAG
Cladophialophora carrionii CBS 160.54 is the source of this 501-nucleotide messenger RNA. RefSeq lists its product as uncharacterized. The transcript has a single exon. The record is from RefSeq and is a predicted model, not a curated record. Lineage: Eukaryota; Fungi; Ascomycota; Eurotiomycetes; Chaetothyriales; Herpotrichiellaceae. Bases 1 to 501 code for a protein of 166 amino acids.